AUGUCAAAGACCAUCACUUUCUUCGGCGCCUCAACUGGCUGCGGCAGCUUUGCCCUCAAGGCAGCACUCGCCCAAGGCCAUACCUGCAUCGCCCUGCUCCGCUCGCCAGCCAAGCUCGCCGACCUCGCUGCUUCAAACCCCAACCUCAUCAUCCGCGAGGGCAACGCACACGAUCCCACCGCCGUCGCAAAAUGCCUGACCAUCCCCGGCGACGACUCUCGCCUGGUUGACGCCAUCCACUUCUCCAUUGGCGGCACAAUGGAUCCCAAGACCUUCAAGUUCACUGACCCCGAUGUCUGCAAGAAGGGCAUCGCCGGUCUGCUCGAAGCCCUCGCCAUUCUUCGCCGUGAUUGGAAUGCUGUCGGCAACCCCCUUCUCGCUAUCGUUAGCACCACCGGCAUCUCAGACCAGAAGCGGGAUUACCCCUUGGCAUUUUACCCUCUUUACCACUGGAUGCUCGCUACGCCCCACGCAGACAAGAAGGUCAUGGAAGAGCGUCUCAGGGCCAGCACAGAGCGAUUUGUGAUUGUGCGACCUAGUCUGCUGAUUGAUGGCGACAAGGAAGGCGUCAAUGUCAGGGAAGGGCUGGAGGAUGUUAGUAAGGGUAAGCUGGAGAAGGAGGAAGUUGGAUACACCAUCUCACGGGCCGCCGUGGGUAGGUGGAUCUACGAAAAGCUGCUCAGCGUUGAUGCAGGAGCUGUUCGGGACUGGGAGGGUAAAGCUGUGUCCAUUACAUGCCCAUACUACACCAACAACAUUCUCGAGCUGAACAUCAAGUCAGUCGGCAAGAAGUCUUCUCGUAACCUCGAAAAUGGCGGCUACGUAAGGGCCAGGAUCGUGGAGACUCUUCAGCCAUCCACAAUGUCCGUGGUCAUGGUCGUCGAGCUCCUCGAGCCCGUCGAGCCGGUUCAAGAUCCGUUCGCCCUUGAGCCUCCGCCUCAAAGGCUGAUCCUCAAGAUGUACGACCGUCGUUUCUCCCCCCGUCUGCGGGAGGAAAUGAACAUCCACGGACCGGCAACCCGGGAAACGGAGAGCCAGUUCCUCAACUUCCUGGAUGAGGGCGGCAUGCCUGAGUUUUUCCCACUAUACCAAAAUGCACGCUUCUUAGUCACUGCCGCCUGGAGCACAGCGCAGAAGGAGGCGUACUGCGCGCUCUUCGCCGGAGAGAUGAACAGUAGCGAAGUGAUGGCAUAUGACUAUCUCGUCCAUCUCCAGGGUGAUGCUGUCCCGGUCUUCCACGCCGACGUUCAGCUAGCUAUCCUUGACGCGACCGGCCAGAGCUUCCACCCGUUUGCCGGAGUUGAGGGCGUCCUGCUCGACUACAUCCCGGGCUUCCCACUGGCUGAACUGGGCGACAAGGUGCCCGAGGCGGAGUGGCCGGCCAUCUGCGACCAAGCUAUCGAGAAGGUCAACAAGAUCAUCGACCAUGCGUUCAUCAACCCCGACAUGGUGCUCCGGAACACCGUCGUCUCGGGCGGCGAGGGCGGCGGGGAGUACAAGGUCUACUACAUCGACUUUGGCAUGUGCGUUUUCCGCCCCGUGCUCGACACCGACGAGAUGUGGAGGGAGCGGAAGCGACAGGCAGGGGAAGAGGGCAAGAUCGGCUACCAUCUUUCCAGCUGUCUCUCGCUGGCAAGGGUCACCAAGGCAAAGGAGAGAUACGAGGGAAGAGCUGUGCCUCACGAUCUGCCCCCCAUGGCAUGGAGGUUCGUGCCCUCGAAUCGUUUUGCGGGCAAGGCCAUGACGCUACCGGAUGUGUAA
Clonostachys solani is the source of this 1761-nucleotide messenger RNA. The record is from the annotation of a GenBank genome assembly. NCBI's taxonomy places the organism in Eukaryota, Fungi, Ascomycota, Sordariomycetes, Hypocreales, Bionectriaceae.